This is a messenger RNA of Dermacentor albipictus, 2968 nucleotides long. Its product is annotated as NLR family CARD domain-containing protein 3-like. The record is from RefSeq and is a predicted model, not a curated record. NCBI's taxonomy places the organism in Eukaryota, Metazoa, Arthropoda, Arachnida, Ixodida, Ixodidae.
CUGUGGGAAGCCGAGCGCUAGACAUGUGUGCACCAUCUGCCUGCACCUCGCAGUCGUGGAUAGGACUGCUGCGUAUUGUUGGGCAUCAAGUUCCAGCUUGGCCUGCAGCAGUAGUUUCGUCGUGUGUGUGUCGUGCUCAAGCGGAUAGCGUCAGGCCUGUUGCGUCCCCUGAUCUCAAAAUCUCCGAUGAGUUGGAGCAACCCCGUUAAUUUACGGGUAUCGCAGCUGAACUGAAAUAAAUGCAAAAAGAAAAAGACUAGCCGAUGACAUGGAACCUGCGCCCACAGGGGUCGGCGGCAUGGAAAGUGCAAUCAAGUCCUUGGAUUCAGAGCGGCUGUUGCACAGGGUCGGAAGUGUACUCGGAACGUUGAAAUCCCAUGGCGUAGACUUACAAGCGCCCUGCAGCGACACCCUCGGCAAAACCAAGUGCUGGUUAAAGUGGCACCUGCCUGCUGUGAACGAAGUCCUCUGGAAUAUCUCCAUGCAGGUCGUGGAACAUGCACCCGGUGCGUUCACGCUGGGCAGCCUUGACGCUGCCGAUGUGGACACAGUACGUACGGACGCCUCUUUUCAGGACGGCGGCCUCCUUGUGUACUGGCUGCUCGCGCAUCACAGCUGCAUCAAGCGACUUCUUCUGGGCAUCACGGCUGUUCCCCUGUGGCACUUUCCUUCGCUGCUCGCCAGCGCAAUCCAUGCCAGCCGAGGCAUCGUAGAGGUCGCAGGCGACCCUAACGACAUGACGGAGUCCUGGCGGGAAAUCCGUCAGUGCAGGGUUCUGGCGUGCGCCCUGGGAAAACUGUCGCCUGCGUUGAAUUGCUUAGAUUUGACGUCGCUGAAACUGGACCACGUCGCAGCAGAGUGCAUCGCCGAUGACAUUGCCAGGAGCAACCUGCGGCGCCUGCACCUGUGCAGCGAAAUGUCAGCGAGUGUCACACGGAAACUGUUGUCUGGCGUCAGCUCCUGCCAAAGCCUGACCUCUCUCGAGCUCACCGGUUUCACGCAGUUCUCUCGGUCCAGUGCAGUCGCGCUAGCAGCCGCCUUGAAGCGCAACAGAACGCUACGGAGACUGUUUCUGAAGUUCGUGGAGGAUGACGUGGUCGGUAUCAUCCUUGCCUCUCUGAAGCACAACGAGGCGCUACACGAGCUGUCGCUCGACUAUUCGAUAGACUUUACGCGUUCUACAAUGUGGGACGGGCUUCAAGCACUCCGGGAGAACAGGGUGCUCAAGUGCCUCAAACUUACUGACGCCUACCUUUCUAACAGCUGUGCGAUGGUCAUAGCUGAAGUGCUGCGGCACAACAAUGCGCUCGAAGAGAUUUCGCUUUCUACGAACCAGAUCAGCGACCUCGGGGCGCGAGCGCUGGCGAAGACACUGGAGCAGAGUUCUAGCAUAAGGCGUCUCGACAUCUCACAAAACCGAUUGACCGCUGGUGUCGUGCCGAAGUUUAUAGAAGCGAUUUCACGGAACAGCACGAUCGAAUGCGUAGAACUCGGCAACGUCGACAUCCCCGAAGAGUGGGCUCCGACAUCGCCUCUUACAGCUGAUGUGUUCGCUCGCUUGCACGUUUCGUGGAACGGCCGCGGACUUGAGGAAUGGGCUGCGUGUCUACCCCGUGAAGGGCACCGCUUUCGCCGACCGUCCAUUGGCUGGAACAACGCCGCGAACUGCUCGGGCAUUGUGCAGUGGUUUUCCGCAGCGCGCGCCAGUAGUGCGUCUCUCGUGGAACUGGUCAUCGAGUGUCCGCGCGCAGUGGGUGCAGACUGCACCGAAGCGGUCGUCUCUUUUCUGGAGGCCACACAUUCCCUCAAAAAGCUGAUUGUGCGUCCGUCCCAUUGUAACUACGUGUUCUCAGCUGCGGUUAUUAACGGUCUCGCCCGAAAUAAGACCGUCUGCGAGGCUGAGUUCCACCAGGAGCUCCGCGCCCACUUGGAUGUCAAGGCUAUUGAGGCCCUCCUGCUCGCCAACCGAACUCUACACCGUCUAAAGUUCAGGGAUGACUCUCUCCCCAGCAAGGCGCCUACUUUGUUUGCACGUGCGCUGGAGGACAACUUCGUGUUCCUCACUCUGGAAUUUGAGCGCCACUACGUGAGAAACGACAUGUACCCAAUAGUGAGCGCCCUGAACAGGAACAGAUCACUUCUGAACAGAGCAGUCGAAUGUGUCCUGGGCGCUGCUAGGGAUGAGCUGUCGGCACGAGCCCUUCGCCUUCUUUCGGCCACCGAAUCGCUUCUCGAUACAGUCGCUGACGUUUCGGGCAAGACGCGCGAGGAGUGCCGGUGUUUGGUGCUAGAAGCAGUGCGCCGCCUCAAUAGUCAAGCCUCUGAAGAUGUUGUUACGAGUCGCUUACACAAAGUAGACGAAGACUGCGAUCGGCCUACGGCUCCAGUUUGUGUAAACAGUCAUUGUGUAUAAACAUUCCGCUAGAUUUUACCCACUUGUCGCCUCGCAAUAGAUUGGUAGAUUAGUAAUGUCAUUAUAGAACAAAUGGAUGCGUGGCGCCCCAACGAUUAUGUAUAUAGAAGUUAGCCUAGCCAACCACAGCUCACUGUAAUUUAUGGUUGGCUAGUGGUGAGCUAGGAAUCGCGAUAUCGCCAAACAGUGCGGGUUCAUUUGGAGACUGGCUGUAACUUCGUGGGACACGACGCACGCUGUGCUCUUUGCCGACGAAGCUGAACUGUGAAAAUGAAGAUCUGUCUUAAUGUGUUCUUUCCCUUCUCGCCACGAUCGCCUCAGACCAUCUUCUGAGAUUAAAGACAUUCUUUCAAUGUGCCAUCAAGCUUCAACAUCUCGGAAAAAAGUUACGUUUACGGUAACCAAAAACCCUACGGCUGUCAUGUGUGUUUUCGUUUCUAGUCCACAACCGAACUGCAGUUUCUAUUUAUUCUUAAAGAAAUAACCACGCGACCCCUGUAAGGGCACUGAGUAAGUGGCGAAUAAAGAAAAUUAAAAAAUCCGUUGAUACGGCGA